GCACCGCUCAGUGUCUCGCCGCGCGGCUCUCGCAGCGCCCGUCUCCGCUCCCGCCUGCGCAACCGCUCCGCUAUGAAGUCUAAACUCAGAGGCGUCAGGUCCAAAAACAUGGACAAACUGAUAUCAGCCGUCCAGGCUAGGGAGUGUUUAUGGGAUAAAAGUUACAGGGGCCACAGGAACCGGUUUAAAUUGGAGCGGUAUUGGAACGAGGUCGCCGCGGAAGUGGGCACGACCAGUAUAAACUGUAGAAAGAGAUGGAAGAAUCUGAAAGAUCAAUGCAGGAAAGAGAUGAAGAAGAAUCCGAACGAAUCGGAUUGGCCGCAUUUCAAGAAACUGAAAUUCAUCCAUCACCAGUUCCUGACUGAAGAAGGUGAUGGUGAUGAGGAUACCACCGAUGAAGUGUUCAACUCGUUAGAUGAGUCGAUAAAGAGACCGAAGCUCGGGUAUACGAUGAGAAAGAAGUUAUUAAUGAAUAAACGUAGAACUAUAGAUGUGGACAUGAACAAGUUGAUCGAUUUAGUGAGACCUAUGGAUUUGAUUUGGAACAGACAGUUAAAGGGUCACCAUAACUGGUACAAACUGGAUGAAAGCUGGAAGGAGAUCGCUAAGGAGUUGGGAGUUACGAGAGACGAGGCGCGAUUAAAAUGGAAAUAUCUAAGAGACCAAGCGAGAAAGGAAGUACGCAAGCCAGACUCGGAAUGGGAAUAUUUACCCAAGCUGCAGUUUCUAACCAGCCAGUUCAAUGAUUACGAGAAUAAUGAAGCAGCAGACGAACAAUAUCCACAGGAGUAUGAACCUAUAGACACGUCCGCACCGUACUACGCCGAGCCGACGAAUGAGGUUGUUAACGAUGAUGAUUUCGAUGAAUUCGAUACGAAACCAAUAAUAAUGGAAACAGACUUUUAUGACGACGAUGAAGAAGCUCAGAGAAGUGCGACAGGAGAAGAGCCAGCGAAGGAUGAAGAUAUCGGCUUCUUUAACAGUCUGCUUCCUCAUGUUAAGAAAUUGGUGCCAGCUAAGAAGUUGAUGCUCAGAAUGAAGAUCCAAGAGUUAGUUUAUAAUACGGUUUAUAGUGAGAAUUGAAGUAUUCUAAAUGUGUAAAGGUAUUUUCUACUGAGAUAUUUGCUCUUGUAUUUCAGCUGUGGUUGAAGAUUGUAAGUCACUGCAU
Molecule: messenger RNA, 1168 nt
Organism: Papilio polytes (common Mormon)
Lineage: Eukaryota; Metazoa; Arthropoda; Insecta; Lepidoptera; Papilionidae
Exons: 3
Coding region: 73-1083 (336 amino acids)
Biological process (GO): regulation of transcription by RNA polymerase II
Cellular component (GO): nucleus; transcription regulator complex
Molecular function (GO): DNA binding
Source: RefSeq, a predicted model, not a curated record